AUGCCGCCUGCGGCGGCAGCAGCGGCGGGUGUACCCUCGAUGAUGGCGCCCGCGCCGGCGGCGGCACGGGAAACCACUUCCGGCAGCGAUUCUCAUCGGGGCCCAGGAGCUGUGCUAUUGCGACUACACGAUCGUCAGGUCACCGAGAGGGAAGUUGGCCGACGGCGACGGCGACGGCGUCGGCGGGCCCCGGGUUGGCGCCGUCGGGGUCAGGUGCAGCAGCUCCGAAGUCGCAAAGCGAUCGGGCGGAGACGCCGGCGGCGGCACCGGCGGCCCCCGGGACAGGUGGCGGCGUCUGCGGUGGGGUAGCGGCAUCGCCGUCUGCCGUACUCGACUCGUACGACGUUACGGAGCUGUUACUAGGUCGUGACGUCCUGGUGGACGUCGACGAUCCGUCGUCGUACCUUGGACAUGGCACUUCGGGUGUCGUACGGCGAGGCCUGCUGCGUCAGCCGGACGGCUCCUGGCGACCCGUGGCGGUUAAGCUCCUUAACCAACCUAACGACCAGGCGGUUGACGCCUACCGGCGGCACCACAAAACGCUGCUCCAGGAGAUCACCAUUCUGGGGUCGUUACGACAUCCAAAUAUCCCGGGGACAUCCUUCCUGGUGGAGGAGCUGUGCGGGCGGGCGCUCAGCCAUGCCAUCUACGACGCCUCCACGCCGUACAGUUUACGGCAGGUCCUCCGCUGGUGUUGCGACAUUGCUCGUGGCCUCGCGUACCUUCACCCCAACAUCAUGCACCGGGACCUCAAGCCGUCGAAUGUGUUGUUGGAUCAGUACGGCACCGCGAAGAUUUCGGAUUUCGGAUUGGCGCGAUUCAAGAUUCAUACGACGCUCGUGACCCGGGAUGCAGAAGUGGGAACGACAUGUUACAUGUCGCCGGAGUGCUUCGUGAGUAACGACUUCAAGGUCACGGCCGCAUGUGACGUGUACAGCCUUGGCGUCAUGAUUAACGAGAUGGUGACCCGCCAACACCCCUGGAGCGGUGUUCGUACAGCCGUGGUGGGUUUCAAGGUGGCAGUUGUUGGCGACCGCCCCCGUCUCCCGGACGUGGGCAGCCCGCUGUGUCCCCCCGCGCUGAGGGACCUGAUCCGGGACUGCUGGGCGCAGCGCCCCGAGGAGCGUCCCAGCAGUGGGGAGGUGCUGCGGAGACUGCAGGCCUUGCUGGCGGAAGUGGAGGAGGGGGAGGGGGAGGGGGUUUUGCAGCCAAGGGAUGGAGUGGCCACGAGAGCCGUCGUAGUGGCAGCAGCUGCAGCUGUAGCAGCUGUGGAGGAGGAAGGGAGAGGAGGAGGAGGAGGAGCAGUAGCAUAG
Molecule: messenger RNA, 1313 nt
Organism: Volvox carteri f. nagariensis
Lineage: Eukaryota; Viridiplantae; Chlorophyta; Chlorophyceae; Chlamydomonadales; Volvocaceae
Exons: 9
Biological process (GO): protein phosphorylation
Molecular function (GO): ATP binding; protein kinase activity
Source: RefSeq, a predicted model, not a curated record